Molecule: messenger RNA, 354 nt
Organism: Miscanthus lutarioriparius
Lineage: Eukaryota; Viridiplantae; Streptophyta; Magnoliopsida; Poales; Poaceae
Source: the annotation of a GenBank genome assembly
AUGGCGGGAGGUAGCAAAGGCUGCGAUGAGAGCUCUGCAGAUCAGCUGCUGCUGUCCGGCGGCCAGGCCGGGGACGACGGGGAGGAUGAUGCUGGUGGCGCCGACGUGCCUCGCGCCGGUCAUGACGGGAGCCAAGCAAUAGCAGCACGGUGGAGCUGGAUGAAGUCGGCGGGGACAGCGGCAGGAAGCUGGCCGCCGGCGCCUCGCCGACCUCGGUGCGGCCCUACGUCCGGUCAAGAACCCCCACCUCCGCUGGACGCCGGAGCUCCACCUCUGCUUCCUCCGCGCCGUCGACAGGCUCGGCGGCCAAGACCGUGCAACUCCAAAGCUCGUUCUUCAACUGAUGAACGUUGA